Messenger RNA from Gymnodraco acuticeps, 7006 nucleotides. RefSeq names its product regulating synaptic membrane exocytosis 3 (gene rims3). The record is from RefSeq and is a predicted model, not a curated record. The coding region runs from base 255 to 1238 and encodes 327 amino acids. Gene Ontology annotation, cellular component: presynaptic membrane; cytoskeleton of presynaptic active zone. Gene Ontology annotation, molecular function: transmembrane transporter binding; small GTPase binding. Lineage: Eukaryota; Metazoa; Chordata; Actinopteri; Perciformes; Bathydraconidae. The transcript is spliced from 7 exons. Gene Ontology annotation, biological process: calcium ion-regulated exocytosis of neurotransmitter; regulation of synaptic plasticity; positive regulation of synaptic transmission.
GUCUCUCACCGCGCCUUGGAUACCGUGUGAUCAGCAGCAGCAGCCGCACUGAGAGUGGAGGAGCCGUCCAGCAAACAGCCGACCAGCACAGCCAAAAUACAACCCAAACGAUGACCUUCCUACAGAUACGACAAAAGCAAACAAUUAUUUGACAACUUCCGACCGCACACCUUGCCUUCGCUGCUCCUUGCUGUAAGCGCCCCGCUCCAACUCUACAUCCUUCCCCCCCAGCCUCUCGGCCCUCCAGCAGGACCAUGAUGCUCAGCAGCUCUGUGGAGGUGCCCAGCCCGGGUGGGAUGAACGGUCUCAGCGGCCUCAGCGGUCUGAGCGCGGCGGCUCGUAACGUGGUGCGCUCCUCCAGCAUCUCGGGGACGAUAUACAACGUGGAGAAGAGUCCCGGCGGCGGGGGGGCGGACUCCACUUCAAUUGCUGGAAACAAGAAGCGGCGCUCCAGCCUCGGCGCCAAGAUGGUGGCCAUUGUGGGGUUGUCGCAGUGGAGCAAGAGCACACUGCAGCUCAACCAGCAAGAAGGUGGGACGAAGAAGCUUCGCAGCACCAUCCGACGGAGCACAGAGACCGGCAUCGCCGUGGAGAUGAGGAACCGAGUGACUCGGCAAGGAAGCAAGGACUCGACCGACGGCAGCACCAACUCCAACAGCUCCGAUGGAACGUUUGUCUUCCCUACAACACGCCUGGGCCCUGAGAGCCAGUUCAGUGACUUCCUGGAUGGACUCGGCCCCGCUCAGAUCGUAGGCCGGCAAACGUUAGCUACACCCCCCAUGGGGGAUGUCCAUGUAGGCAUGGUGGACAGAGGAGGGCAGCUGGAGGUGGAGGUCAACCAGGCCAGAAGGUUGACCCCUAAGUCGGGCUCCAAGAACACACCAGCUACCUACGUGAAGGUGUAUCUGCUGGAGAACGGCAUGUGCUUGGCCAAAAAGAAAACCAAAGUAGUGAAGAAGAAUCUGGACCCCACCUACCAGCAGGCUCUGUUGUUUGAUGAGAGUCCUCAGGGCAAAGUCCUACAAGUAAUCGUGUGGGGGGAUUACGGGCGUAUGGACCACAAGUGCUUCAUGGGAAUGGCCCAGAUCCUUCUGGAGGACCUGGACCUGUCUGCCACGGUCAGCGGCUGGUACAAGCUGUUCCCUACCUCCUCUCUGGCAGACCCCAGCAUCGGACCGCUCACCAGACGCCUCUCUCAGUCCAGCCUGGAGAGCGCCACCAGCCCCUCGUGCACCUAGACCCCCAGCAGACCCCCAGCAUACCCCCAGCAGAACCCCACAUGCACGGGCACAGAGUCAUGCAGACACGGACACGCGUACUGUAAAUACACAACGACUGUAUUCCAAGUGCAAGACAGGUAGACACACACACACACACACAUAUAUAUAUAUAUAUAUAUAUAUAUACCCAUGUGCAUCUGUGCAGGAACACACAUAUAGGUGCAAAUACCUGAUCGCCAUAUCCUUCAGUACGUCCAUAAUCUCACACACACACUGAUCAGUAUUUUAGUUGAGCAAAUCUAACUUGAAGUAGACUUCAUUUACCAGAACAUGUAGCAUUUCCCACCGUUCCCAUUAUCAACCUUUCCUACCAUGACUCAGCAAUUCUGCAUUCCCAGAUUUCAUCCCAGGCCCAUCCCAAUGCCAGUUUCUAAACUCUCUAUGCCAAACUAAGGGAAAAAAACACUUUAUUUUUUAAAAACCAAAGCAAUUGUAAUGUUGUUAUGAUAACUAUAAGUCGUAGGUGAAAUAGUAUAUAAUAUAAAGUAUGGAAAUGUAGCAGAGUCGAUGACUUAGAUGUAAUGCAAAAAAACACACACAUUCUACACACACGAGCUGGGAGCGGCGGGCCACACACACACACCUGGGCAACAGGCUUGGAUAUUCACAUAAUGGCUAUUAUGUGAGGUAGCAACACUGCUAUUCUAUAAUUUUCACACGGCAGAGUUUAUAUAUAGAUAUAAAUAUAUCAUAUAUAUAUAAAUAGAUAGUUAUAUACUUACUUGUGUUUAUGUAUGUAUGGGCUGCAUUCUGCAUGUUUGCUUGCAACCUUUUGUAGAGACAUUUUAAAGUGCUUCAAUAUGUUUGAUUUUGCUUGCUUCGGCCAAUGUAACAGGAGCUGCUUUAUUUUGCAAUCCGUCCGGAGGAAAAAGCACCGAGUUAGUGAGGAGGGUGGUGAUGAGGGGGGGGGGGGGGGGGGGGGGGGGGCGUCGUCACAAUCUGCAGGAGAAGAGAACAAAUGAUUCAGCCAGCUACUCAUUAGCUGAUGAACAAUAUGUAUGAUCCUGCCUUCAUCUUUAGAAAGGACUGUUGUACAGCACAAGGCAUUCUGGGAAAUGUGUCCAGCUCCAGUUUGGGGUUUCUUGUGUUCCACAUCCAGGGGGUGCCACUCUCUCUGUAUACCAGCAGCCAGACUGUCUGAACUUCCUGUUGAUUUCCCCCUUCUGAUGUUCCUAAUUGAUAAGGAGAAGGUGGUGAGCACACACAGCUGGUAACAACAAACCCUUCCUCUCUUCGGUACACACACUCUGUCUCACUACAUGUUUCUAAACCUGUUGUGAAUGUGUGAACACUUAUUGGAUCUUCUUUUCGAUAUCUGACUGUUUAUGCCAGAGUUACUUUUCUAAGCAGGUUGAUUGUUCACCUGCCAUGUGCGCCAGUUUCAGAUGUCACUCUUCAUAUUUCCAGUUUAAGAUGGUUCUUUACUGUAAUAUUAUGUUUGAUUUACAUGCAGUGGUUGACCACCUGUUUAUUUAUUUUAUUUGAUCAAACUCCAGUGUACAUCUUUGAAUCGAUUAAUUGAAUGCCAGCAUGGGCAUGUAACAGGUCAGUUUCCCACAGAUUUUUGACUUAAAGGUCCCAUGUCAUGGCCAUUUCUACUGAUCAUAAUUCCAUUGUUGAGGUCUACUAGAAUAGAUUUAAAUUGUGCAAUGUUCUAAACUCACAUUGGUUUCUCAUACAGCAUCUCUGUAUAGUAUGUGUAUUCACUCUCUGUCCUAAACGGCUUGUUGGAGCUCCUGCCCCCCCCCCCCCCCUGUGAGCCCAGUGGCCGUCUGCGAGACACAGCCCGAAAGAAAAAGUGAAAUCUCCAACGAGGCGUUCUGGGGCAGCAUAGACAAGUCUUUUCUGUGUUAGAGUUUUACUCGCUACAGGGUGUACUUUGAGGGUGACCGUUUACAUGCAGGAAAAGCUACAUAACACACAAGGGGACGGGUAAUAACCAGAAAAGCAUGACAUGGGACCUUUAAAUCUGAACAAAAGAAUAAUGUUUUCUUGAUCAACAUUGGAUUGCUCAAAAGCAUUUUUAUUUUGUCCGUAGGUAAACUUAAGGGUGUUUCACAAGCCAACUUUUAAUACGUUUUAAUGAUACUAAAGGAAAAUCAUUUUAUAUUUGGCACGUGAAACCGAACCGGGCUAAUAGAAAAUAAACCAAGAGUAUCAAUCCGCUCUGAUUUUGGAAUAGCCAAAAGCUCUCUAAAGGGAGAAAGACAGGUCCCAAACACAUCUAACAAUUUGCUUUUGCAUUUGUUUAUUAGAUAUAUUUAAAAUGACCAAAAAGGACCAAUGCCACUUUGUUCUAGUGAACUUUCUUUAUAAAAAAAAUAGAAGUACAAGUCUGACCUGGUUCAGUUAAGAUGUACAAUAGUUGAGUCUUCAUUGAGGAGUAGCAGGUUCAAAAGGUGUUUACUGUAACAUGUCAUCAUUCCCUUCAGUGUUUCUUCAAUCUGUCUGUUUCAGGACCAACUCGGAUAGGUUUUUAAGAAGUGUUAAGAGAGAUAAUAGUCCCAGUUUACAGGCUACUAAAAGCUUGUGCGUGUUUACAAUCUCACAUUUAGUUUUAUCACCACCAUAUGUUCUAUCAGCUGCGAAGAACUGCUCACUCCUCUCUUCCUGCAAAAAGGGAGACUCAGCGCUCACUGAACUUUGGAUAAAGGGAACUCUGGCAAUCUUGAAUUUUUCUUCUGGAGGAGGAUGAAAUUAAAUCUGACCCUCCCUUCAUGUACACAAAGGGAGUUUUUUUGUAACCUUUUGCAGCUAGUCCGUGCUGGAGCUGUUACUGUAUGUGUAGUAAUUGAUUUAAUGUACCUUUUUUUUAAUUUGUAUCUAUUUAUUUUUUCUUAACGACUGUCAUGAUGUCAAAAUGAGGAUUAUACUCUUGGUAUUUGCACACAUUUUCUUCAGUGUGAACAAAACAGCUUUGUUUGUGAGAUGGAAAAUACAUGGAAAGAAUAUUUAAAAAGACAUUUAUAGACCUGUAUAACUUUCCUAAACGUUAAGUAAUUGGUGAACUCCUUAAAAAUGUUUAUUUCCCCAUGUGAUUCUUAAUCUUAAAGGAUAACUUAUAUUUCCCUUUGCUGUUUACUGAGUAGCCCUGAACAUAAGCAGUUAUUAUGAGAGUAAAAGUAAAGUAAGAGACAAUGCAUUAGGAAGUUGAAUUAUCCUUUUAGGAGAGUUUUAACGGAGAGCAUUGGGUUAGGGUUAGGGUUAGGGUUAGGGUUAACCCACAUCUUUUGAUUCCUGUAACCAAAGGGAAAUGUUUCAUACUGCCUUUCUUCAAAGUGUAGUUUGGGUGUGUGUCUUUCAAUGCAUUUACUGUAUUGCGUGAUGCUUCAUAAUGAGCAUGUGACGGAGAGAUUUAAAUGUGUAAAUAUUUAUUAAAAAGCCCCUUGUUAACUCAAGUCGUGGACAACAGUGAGGAGAAGAUAAGGAUCAGGGUUUUCACAUAUGACCAUUAACACUUAGAUUAGAGCUAGUAUCACAUGAUUAAAAUGCAUCGUCUCAUCACGUUUGACUUAUGUUGACAACUGUUUUAAGUGAGUUUAAAAAGGGUUGCCUAAAGAGGGUUCACUAUGGCAGGGCAGAGUAUUAGCAGGUCGUAAGAGAGUAUUCGACUUCUGUAAAUGUGAAUGCAGGCGAGUUGCAAUAUUGAUGGAAUGAUCAAAGUGUCCAUUAAAGACUAUAGCGGUUUAUUGGAAACAGCGUGGAGCAUGUAGAGCUCGAUAACGCUGUGUUUCAGAUACAGGUAAAGAUAGUAUUAGCUCGAUUUAGACCUUAUCUAGCUCAUCUAGGGUUUGAAUGUAAAGAUUGUAAUGUACACCCAUGAUACGCUUGCUUUUUCCCCCUGUAAACCCCACAACUUUUGUCUUGUGCAAAACUUUUCUAAUGUAUCUUCAAUCAACCUGAAUUGUCUCUUGAGUGCAAUGUUUGGAAAUGUAUUUUAUUUUUGUAAGGAGAGCGUUAUUAUUCAGAAGAGGAGAGAGAGUCAGAGAGGCACAAACCUGCUUUUCGCGAAAAUGAGGGCUUGUUCGGUUUACAAUGGCCUUAUUUUGUGUAGGAGACAUUGCUUCACUAUUGUAGCACACAACUGAACGUUUUGACAAAUGUAUUUUGCUUGAAAUAUUCUACCGAAGUUAUAUAUGUGUAUAUGUAUAGUUUUAUGAAUGUAUUUCUUAAUCCUUACACCAGAACUGAGUGUACUUUGUUGUCAUCUUGUUGGCUAUACUGUCUCUUUGAGGACUUUCCAGGGAUCUCGCCUGCAUUGUUUCAGGCUGCCCCUUCUACUGUAUACUGUAUGUCCUUUUCUUUGUGUGUUCACUUUAAAAGAACAGCUCUGUGGUUGAAACAAGCAUGAAUUCUACGUGGCGAAAACGCACUUUUGAUGUAUUUAAAAUGCCACGAUGGGUUUAAAACAGAAAAGAUUGCUAUUCCCCUUGUAACUGAAACUCGAUUUAUCUAUCAAGCUGAUUGAGUUAUCAUUUCUGUGCUUUGAACUUGAAAAUGUUUGCUGCAUGAUUAACACUUUUCCUGUAUUUAAUCUUUAUGAUGGUCUGAUUACGAUGAAAAUAACUAUGAUAAUGACACAUGUUGAGGAAGUCAAUUAGACCCAGUACGAUGUUAAUUCAUUGAGAUGCAAAAAGAAAAUGCUGUAUCUUCAAGUAGCAUGGUGUUAGCUUUCCACUUUCUGAAAUACUUCUUGCAAUAACCAUUUGGCUGUAGCCUUUUGUCACUCAUUAGAGUAAGGUUGUGGGAACCUCAGGCCAAAUUUGUAUCAGCUCACAACCAUAACAAAUAUUAUUUUUAAGUCAGAUCACAAUUUCAAGCACUAGAAGCAAUGUAGACUCAGCAGAGCAUGCGUCGCAUUGUGAAUAACUUUCUGAAAGCCGCCAUGAGCAACAAAUUCUUUUUUUUAAAUUUCCUUUCCUUUCCUAAUGAAGCAUGCAUUCCAAAUAUCUGUUUACAGAUGUAGCAACGGUCAACAAGACAUUACUGCUGAGCUGAUGGGCAAAUGGGUUUGUCUUCAUCCACGUCUAUAAAUGUUGUUGAUCACAGCACAAGUCUCCUUAGUAGCCAUCCUGUCCUUUUUUAGAUAUUUGUCAAACUAUAUUAAGACCACUGUAGCUCCCCUCGCCAGUAUUAAGACAACCUUCAUCUUAAAGCCCAGCAAAGCACAUUUUGAACUUCCAAAACGUAGGGAACAGCUUUGAAGAGCGUUGACUUUAAUGGAGCACAUAUUGUAAAGAUGCCUAGAACACAAAUCUGAAGCUGCAGGAAAACAUUCAGCACAGUUCAAAUUGGAUUGCGGGUGAUGCUGGAUGAUUGGUUGUCUUUUCUAAACCGGCCUUAACCUUUUCACCGAGGAGUGUUCACAGAGUACAUUUUAAAGGGCAACGCAUAGCUGACCGUCUAUUGAAAGGAUGCUUAUGAAGAGGAAAAAGGGAGCUGUAAUUUUAUACCUGUGCUUUGUAAAUGUUUUCUAUGUGCAGUAUUUGAUAAUGUAAAACUGGUAUUUUUGUGGUUUGUACGCUGCAGAAUUGAUUACUUAAGGUGCACGUAGUUUUGUAAGAAAAUAGAAUCAAACGGAGAACAAAAAAAAACUAUUUCUGAAUCAGAAGCCUGUAUUUGCAUGCCCUUUGACAUCUGGACGCAAGGUCAAUAAAGUUUAUUUGAAUCACACAUAUUUGUCAGCUGUGUAUUUUAAGAUAUUCUGAUUAAAUAAUGUGUUAAAU